Molecule: messenger RNA, 1729 nt
Organism: Suillus clintonianus
Lineage: Eukaryota; Fungi; Basidiomycota; Agaricomycetes; Boletales; Suillaceae
Product: U3 small nucleolar RNA-associated protein 6-domain-containing protein
Exons: 7
Coding region: 112-1359 (415 amino acids)
Biological process (GO): maturation of SSU-rRNA from tricistronic rRNA transcript (SSU-rRNA, 5.8S rRNA, LSU-rRNA)
Cellular component (GO): Pwp2p-containing subcomplex of 90S preribosome; small-subunit processome
Molecular function (GO): snoRNA binding; protein binding
Source: RefSeq, a predicted model, not a curated record
AUUUCGAGCACGCAAGCUGGUGCCUAGUUGGACUCUCCAUCCAGAUUUCAGACUCACCACUGAACUUACACUGACAGUAUCAAUCGGGAGACCGCCGUCCACACAUUAAGGAUGGAGAGGGUACAAUUUCAACAGGAGCAGAUGCUCGCAGAGCUCAAGGAUCUUGUGCAAAAAGGUUUGUUCACCCAAUCUGAGGUUAAGCAGAUCGUGAAGAAACGUACACAGUUCGAAACCGCACUCGUCCGCCGCAUCCCGAAAAAGAGUGACUUCCUGCGAUACGCGGCGUAUGAGAUGAAUCUGGAACAGCUGAGGCGAAAACGUGUGGAGAGACUGAAAAUAGAAAAGACCGCACCGUCAAUAUCAGAUUACGCUCUCGUUCGCAGGCAAUUCCAGAUAUUUGAACGUGCUCUUAAGAAAUUCAAAUCGGACGUAGGAUUAUGGACACAAUAUAUCGAAGUUGCAAAGCGGGAGGGGGCCCGUUCACUAGUGGGGCGCAUAACAGCUAGAGCCCUCCAGCUCCAUCCAAGAACCCCUGCAUUGUAUAUCAUUGCCGCCUCUCACGAACUUAACCAUAUGUCCCCUUCCGCGGCACGCGCCCUCCUUCAGCGUGGUCUUCGACUCAAUGCGGACAGCGUCGAUAUGUGGAGAGAAUACGUGCGAAUGGAAAUGGGUUUCGUCGAGGGGAUGAGACGAAGGUGGACUGUACUGGGAAUUCAUGAGGAAGAUCACCCUAUUGCUGAGGCGGAGACAACUACCGAGGAAGAUAUGGCGCCACUAACCCCAGAAGAGAUAGCAGCUGAGAAAGGAGGUGACGAAGGCGAGAAGGCACGGCAAGCCAUUAUUGAUGGUGCUAUCGUCAAGUCCGUGAUUUCGAGUGCUGCAAAAGCUCUGCCCAGUAUAAAUUUAUUUUCAGCUCUCGAGGUCCUAAUCCGUUCGUAUCCCAGCCAAGAGCGCCUUCGCACAGCCCUUCUUGAUCACCUAUAUAGUGUUCUCAAAGUCACAUUACCAGAUGACCCUCAGGCUGUGAAAAUGCUGGCGACAAGAAGACUUCGAGAACUUGCAUCUCAGGAAAAUAGUGAUAAUUCUGUCGUGGCCGAAGGUGAAGAAUUCGUUGACGCCCUUCAAGCUGCAAACGAGUCUUUCUCCGCGGCUGUUGGCACCGGGAGCCCGAACGCCUCCGGCAUGGCUGAUAUCUAUGUUGAGUUUAUAGAGGAGUGGUGCAAACUGCCCACACUGGAUCCGAAUUUACGUGCAUAUCUUGUAGCUUCCCUCCGAAAACUUGCCCGGCAGCCGAACGCGCACCCUUUGCUGCAGGCCGCACACACCCAUCUGAUAUCUCCUUCCAAGAAGGCUCUCUAAUUUCCACAUAGCUAUCCCACAACAUAAAAUCAUCGAUGCGCUUUGGUCCAAGUGGCACCGUAACGAGGAUCUGAUCGGUAUACAUUUAUGGAGAGGAUAUUCGAGACCGGGAGACUAUGGAAAGCAGGAGUCAGUCCAACGAGAAUGACCAGCUUCGACCAAGUUCCCUCUGCAACCUAGCUCGUGGUGCGUUUGGUAAUUGACGUAAAUCACUGCGGGUCGCUCGUAGCUCAGUUGAACGGUGUCGCACUAGUUCGUAGGUGAAUCAUCUAUUUUUGCCAAUGUGUAGGAGUCGUUGCGGAUGGAAGCAGUGGUAUGUAGCCACAAAUGACAAACAGCGAUACCAGACAAACAUCGAGUUGACUGAUCG